AGUUUCCAAUCAUGCCGGAGGUUGUGAAAGCGCCCAAGAAGGGCUCCAAGAAAGCCGUCUCCAAGGCCGUCAGCAAGAGCGGCAAGAAGAAGAGGAAGACCAGGAAGGAGAGCUACGCCAUCUACGUGUACAAGGUGAUGAAGCAGGUGCACCCCGACACCGGCAUCUCCUCCAAGGCCAUGGGCAUCAUGAACUCGUUCGUGAGCGACAUCUUUGAGCGCAUCGCCGGUGAGGCCUCUCGCCUGGCUCACUACAACAAGCGCUCCACCAUCACCUCCAGGGAGAUCCAGACCGCUGUGCGCCUGCUGCUGCCCGGCGAGCUGGCCAAGCACGCCGUGUCUGAGGGAACCAAGGCCGUGACCAAGUACACCAGCUCCAAGUAAACCUGAUCUAGACCGCCAACACAAAGGCUCUUUUAAGAGCCACCCACUUCUUCUAAAGAUGAUUUCCUUAUGCUUGUAUUUAAAAACUCUUUCCUCAUGUGUUAGUUUUUAAAAUGGAACAUUAUUUCCUUAAAUUAUUUAUAAUUCCAUCUGUUAUAAAUAUUAAUUUUAAAUUGUUUAAUGAUUUCUUAUCAAUUUAAAGCACAAACUGCCUUGUUGCCUUAAAAAAAUGUGCAUCGUCCAACUUAUUUCUAGGGAAUCUAUAAAUCUAGGUGAAUUUGUUUAAUUUAACGGGGGCUCAGAAAGGGCAGGAAGGCAAGGUUGAAUAUAAAUGGAAACACAUCAAGGGUGACGUAGACCACCAACACAAAGGCUCUUUUAAGAGCCACCCACUUCUUCUAAAGAACAUUUCCUGAUGCUUUUUCUUAAUAUUGAAAUGAAUAGAAAGUUAUCAAAAUACACUCAAGCAGAACUGAGAAUGCUAGUAAUGGUGUUAAAACUGUAAUUGUAGGUUGCUCACUCUAACCACUUAAACUAAGGGUUUUCUGCUACGCUGUGCAAGCUUUUCAUAAGCAAUUGCCACCUAAUUCCUGUACCUCCUGUCUGAUUCAAUGCUUCUGGUUUGAGGUGUAUUUAUCGAGAACUGCAUUUCUUCUGGUAUGUAAGAGUAGGGUGAUGCCAUCAGCUGCGUCAAGCUCCUGUAAAAUGUUGUCUUUUUUUUAACAGUCUUGUCAUAUCUUGCUAUUUCAAAAUGUGUGAUGGUAAAUAAUCCCAUAGACCUUCCGGUAAAGGAAUAGGACAUUUUGAGAAUGCAAAAGGAAUGUUCAUAUGUGAGCUUGACUGUACGGCUACGGAUCUUGUUACUGACUCAUGCAGAUAUUCAUUGAACAUUUUAAUGGACCUGGAUGCAAGAAGGCAAAAAGCUCUUACGGUGGUGUUUUAUGUUUGUAUUUUGACAGAAGAAAUAAAAGGAGUCAUUUCACAA
Messenger RNA from Gasterosteus aculeatus aculeatus (three-spined stickleback), 1368 nucleotides. The record is from RefSeq and is a predicted model, not a curated record. Lineage: Eukaryota; Metazoa; Chordata; Actinopteri; Perciformes; Gasterosteidae.